Molecule: messenger RNA, 960 nt
Organism: Penicillium brasilianum
Lineage: Eukaryota; Fungi; Ascomycota; Eurotiomycetes; Eurotiales; Aspergillaceae
Source: the annotation of a GenBank genome assembly
AUGCGUCGCAUGAGUGCGAAGCUGGUCUUCCUCGUGUUCCGCAAGCAGCUAUCCACAUUCCAAGGUGUGCUGCAUGAGAAGCCAGGCGUCUCCCUUCUUGCCAUGAUCUCAUGGGCUGAAAAUCUUCGCGUGGGCUCUUUCCUGCGUGUUCGUGGCAACAUUCAAAGGCCCGAUGCGUCCGUUCUGGGCUGCAGUAUCCACGAUGCCGAGCUGGCCAUCGAUUCUUUGCACCUUCUUGUCAAUCGCGAGGAGCCCCUCCCUUUCAGUAUCUACGAGGCUGAAAUUCACAACAACCAUAUCCCUGACCGCACCCGCCUCAGCAAUUGCUUGCUUGACCUUCGGACGGCCACUUCCCAGUCUAUCUUUCGCCUGAAGUCGGCUGCUUGCAAUUUCUUCCGUAGAGCCCUCGAUGAACAAAGUUUCAUUGAGAUUCAUACUCCCAAGCUUCAGGGUGCUGCCACCGAGUCUGGUGCCAGUGUCUUCCAGGUCAUUGACUUUGGCCGCUCUGCCUUCCUUGCCCAAUCCCCCCAGCUGGGCAAGCAGAUGGCUAUCACUGCCGACUUUAAUCGUGUAUAUGAAAUUUUUGCGGUAUUCCGUGCCGAAAACUCCAAUACCCAUCGCGAUUUGACCGAGUAUACCGGUCUGGACAUUGAAAUGGCCAUCGGGGAGCACUACCAUGAGAUGCUAGAGACUCUGGACGCGACCAUCAAGAACAUCUUGAGCGGCAUAUACAACAAUUACCGCCCGAAAAUUGAGACGGUCAAGCAUCAGUUACCAUCCCAGAACGUCGUGUGGUUGGGGAAGACACCUAUAAUCCGCUUCACUGACGGCAUCCAGAUGCUGAACGACUCAGAUUUGGCCACUCGUGAUGAGAUCCGCCUUGGCCAACUCGUCAAGGAGGAGCAUGGUACCGACUACUACAUCCUUGACAAGUUCCCCCGCGGUGCUCGUCCCUUCUAA